This is a messenger RNA of Spodoptera littoralis (African cotton leafworm), 1191 nucleotides long. The record is from the annotation of a GenBank genome assembly. Lineage: Eukaryota; Metazoa; Arthropoda; Insecta; Lepidoptera; Noctuidae.
AUGGCUCUGAGAUUACUGAGUAAAUUGAAUGUGCGGCCUGAGCUCCGUGGUGUCGUAAACCUUAGUUCUGCAGCGGCACCAGCGACGUUAUCAGAUUUCGAUGUGCAACACAAAACUCCUGUGGUGAGGAAGCAGCACCUCGUCCCGAAGGCUCACUAUGGAGGCCGUCACGCAGUUACCAUGCUCCCAGGAGGAGGAAUCGGUCCAGAGUGCAUGGGAUACGUCAGAGACAUUUUUAAAUACAUCGGAGCUCCAGUAGACUUUGAGGUAGUGGACAUUGAUCCCAAUGUGGACAACGAUGAGGAUGUGCAGUACGCCAUCACCACUAUCAAGAGGAACGGUGUUUGUCUUAAGGGUAACAUCGAGACCAAGAGUGAAGCCGCCUACGUGACAUCCCGUAACAUUGCACUCCGCAACUCUUUGGACCUGUACGCGUAUGUGCUGCACUGCAAGUCCUUCCCCGGUAUCACUACCAGGCAUAAAGAUAUUGAUAUACAUAUUAUCAGACAGAACACAGAAGGUGAAUACGCCAUGUUGGAGCACGAGUCCGUACAGGGUGUGAUCGAGUCCAUGAAGGUGGUCACUGCCAGUAACUCGGAGAGGGUGGCACGGUUCGCUUUCGAGUUCGCCAAGAGGAAUAAUCGGAAGAAGGUGACAACAGUCCACAAAGCCAAUAUAAUGAAGCUGUCCGACGGUCUGUUCCUGGAAACAUCGCGCCGCCUCGCCAAGGAGUACCCGGACAUUGAACACAAUGAUAUGAUCAUUGAUAACUGCUGCAUGCAGCUUGUCUCCAAGCCUCACCAGUUCGACGUGAUGUUAAUGACCAACUUGUACGGUUCCAUCGUGUCCAACGUCGUCUGCGGCAUCCUCGGCGGCGCCGGGCUACAUUCAGGCAGGAACUACGGCGACCACUACGCUGUCUUCGAACCUGGCACCAGGAAUACUGGAACUGCCAUAGCCGGCAAGAACAUAGCAAACCCUAUAGCCAUGAUCAACGCUUCAGUAGACAUGCUGGAACACCUCGGUCACCACUUCCACGCUGACUUGAUCAAGGCAGCCAUUGCUAAGACCAUCAAUGAAGACCACAUCAUGACUCCGGACCUUGGAGGAACAGCCUCAUCAACGGAUGUCGUCAAAGCCAUCAUCGAAAACAUCGACAUGUGCAUAAAGAACAAAGUGUCGUUCCAUUGA